UCUUUGUUCUCUUUUCUCUUGUUCUGCCUUCUGGGUACUAUUGCUCAUUCUUUUAUACAUAUUGAUCAACUAUGGUAGAUGAGAAGAAACAGAACCCGGAGACUGAGAGAAUGAAAAAUAACCUCGAAUAUGCGAAGCUUGUGUACCACUACUUAAUCUCCAACGCCAUGUACUUCUUGCUCGUGCCGCUUCUUGGCAUGACUUUAGCUCAUCUUUCAACAUUCACCCUCCGAGAUUUCGUCAAGCUAUGGCAAACCCUAGAGUUUGAUCUUGUUUCGGUUGUUUCGGUGACCCUAUGCUCAAGCCUGUUUGUUUUCCUGGGCAGCCUUUACUUCACGAACCGCCCAAGAAAAGUUUACUUGGUAAACUUUGCGUGUUACAAGCCUGGAACGGAGUAUAUGUGCACAAGGGAGAUUUUCAUUCAAACGGUUCGUAAUAGUGGGUGUUUCUCAGAGGAAAACUUAGCCUUUCAAAAGAAGAUUUUGGAAAGGUCCGGGUUGGGCCAGAAGACCUACUUGCCGGAGACCCUCAAGAGGGUCCCGGAAAAAUGGCCGUGCAUGGCGGAUGCAAGGAAGGAGGCUGAGUCUGUGCUGUUCGGAGCCAUUGAUGAGCUCUUGGAAAAGACCCGAGUGAAGACUAAAGAUAUAGGGAUUCUUGUGGUUAACUGUGGCGCCUUCAGUCCAACCCCGUCCCUCUCCGCCAUGAUUGUGAAUCACUACAAGCUCAGGGGGAACAUUUUAACCUACAAUCUUGGUGGCAUGGGUUGCAGUGCUGGGAUUAUUUCUAUAGACCUUGCUAAAAAGUUACUAGAGGCGCAACCCAACUCCUAUGCCUUAAUAGCGAGUACCGAGAACACGACUCUCAACUGUUACUACGGAAACGAUCGGUCAAUGCUAGUCUCAAAUUGCCUCUUCCGCAUGGGUGCGGCGGCCAUCCUCCUAUCCAACCGAUCCUCUGAUCGUCGUCGCUCGAAGUAUGAGCUCGUGCACACCGUGCGUACCCACAAGGGCGCCGAUGAUAAGUUCUACAAGUGUGUCUUUCAAAGAGAGGAUGACGAAGGGAAAGUUGGUUGCUCGCUCUCAAAGGACAUAAUGGAAGCCGCUGGAGAAGUCCUCAAAACCAACAUCAUCACACUCGGGCCAUUAGUCCUUCCCAUGUCGGAAAAGCUUCUAUUUUUGGCAUCUUUGGUGGGAAGGAAAAUCUUUAAGAUGAAGAUGAAAGCCUAUGUUCCAGAUUUUAAGCUGGCUUUCAACCACUUUUGCAUUCAUGCAGGAGGGAGAGCAGUGCUAGAUGCUCUAGAGAAGAACCUUGAGCUCACAGACUGGCAUAUGGAACCCUCAAGAAUGACUCUUUAUAGGUUCGGAAAUACUUCUAGCAGUUCUUUGUGGUAUGAAUUGGCUUACUUAGAGGCCAAGGGGAGGAUUAGGAAGGGUGAUCGGACGUGGCAGAUUGCUUUCGGUUCGGGAUUCAAGUGUAACAGUGCUGUGUGGCGAGCACUAAAGACCAUCGAUCCAACUGAGGAGAAGAAUCCUUGGACGGAUGAGAUUCACGAGUUUCCAGUUGAUGUGCCGAAAAUGGUAUCUGUCAAUGUUUCUAGAAAAUUUUAAUGCAUUCAAGCGGGGGGAAUAUGUGUCUGUUAGUUCUGAUUAUAAUCUACAACAAUAAUGCAUGGCCAAAUUGUGAGAGUUAGAGUAGUACGUGUAGCACUAUAUAUGGUGCAGUUGUUAUAUUUCAAUAAAUUUUUAUUAUGAAUGGUC
Corylus avellana is the source of this 1757-nucleotide messenger RNA. Its product is annotated as 3-ketoacyl-CoA synthase 20-like. Gene Ontology annotation, biological process: fatty acid biosynthetic process. Gene Ontology annotation, cellular component: membrane. The record is from RefSeq and is a predicted model, not a curated record. Gene Ontology annotation, molecular function: acyltransferase activity, transferring groups other than amino-acyl groups. NCBI's taxonomy places the organism in Eukaryota, Viridiplantae, Streptophyta, Magnoliopsida, Fagales, Betulaceae.